Chlamydomonas reinhardtii is the source of this 1866-nucleotide messenger RNA. RefSeq lists its product as uncharacterized. The coding region runs from base 357 to 1175 and encodes 272 amino acids. Gene Ontology annotation, molecular function: hydroxyacylglutathione hydrolase activity. The transcript has 8 exons. The record is from RefSeq and is a predicted model, not a curated record. NCBI's taxonomy places the organism in Eukaryota, Viridiplantae, Chlorophyta, Chlorophyceae, Chlamydomonadales, Chlamydomonadaceae.
CUGGUCGCGGUCCAUGGGCCACAGAGCCCCAGAGGCCAGCUCUGCACAACGCUUACUUUGCAUAGUACUUCGCGGGAGAAAGCGAUACUAGCGCCUGGAUGUCCGGCCCCGCGACGUGGAGGGCAGCUUUCGCGCAUCAUUCUCGCCUCAGGUUCGCAGCCCUGCUCCCACGCCACAGCGCAUCAACCUCAGCGACCGCAGCCCUCUUCUCCGCCCCGCGAGCUUUCGCCCGCGCAGCGCCCUUUUCAAGCAACAGACCCACCACCAGCGGCUGCCCUGCUACAUCACCCCGGUCAUCGUCACGCGGCGCCGCAACCAGCACAACCGCCGCCCCCGCGAACAUCCCCAGCAGCCCCAUGGUCGCCGCCACGCUGGGCUCGGCGGGGGUGAUGGAGGUGGUGCGUGUGCCCUGCCUGUCGGACAACUACGUGUGGCUGCUGCACGAGGCGGCGCCGGCGGGCGGCAGUGGUGGCGGCCGUACGGCGGUGGUGGACCCGGCGGAGGAGGCGCCCGUGGUGGAGGCGCUAGCGGCCCGCGGCUGGUCGCUUGACGCGGUGCUCAACACGCACCACCACGGCGACCACACAGGGGCCAACCUGGCACUCAAGCGGCGCUUCCCCGGCCUGGUGAUUGUGGGGCCCCGCGCCGACAAGGACCGCAUCCCAGGCAUCGACGUGCAGGUGGGCACGGGCGACACGUGGCACCUGGGGGGCCUGGAGGUGCGUGUGUUUGACACGCCCGGCCACACGCGCGGACACAUCACCUACUGGGUGCCGCAGGCGGCAUCCCUGUUCCCAGGUGACACGCUGUUUGCACUGGGCUGCGGGCGGCUGUUCGAGGGCAGCCCGCAGCAGAUGUGGACCUCGCUGAGCCAGCUGGCGCCGCUGCCGGACGACACGCUGGUCUACUGCGCGCACGAGUACACGCAGUCCAAUGCCAGGUUCGCGGUGACGGUGGACCCGGGCAAUGCGGCCCUGGCGCAGCGCAAGGCGGCCAUUGACGCGGCGCGGGCGCGGGGCGAGCCCACGGUGCCCAGCCGCCUGGGUGAGGAGAAGGCCACCAACCCCUUCCUGCGCCCGCACGACCCCGCCAUACGGCAGCAGCUGGGCUUUGACGCCGCCGCCCCCGACUGGCAGGUGUUCGGCGCCAUACGUGCAGCCAAGGACCGCUUCUGAGCCCGCAGUAACAACGGGCGGAGACGGUAGUAACGGUAACGAUAACGACACAGUGCCGGGCGGCAUGCGUUGCUCGGUUGCCACGGCGUACGGCAUAUGCAGUAAGCCCGCGAGUGUGCAUUCCAGGUGUUGUAGAAAGCAUGAGGGAAGGGAGCGCGGCACGGAAAGUGCCCGCUCGCUGUAUACGGUAGGCGUGCUGUGUGCUUCAGGAGUCAGGUUGGGGAGUCGAGUCAGGUGGAGGAGUUGUCCGCGUGGGUUGUCCACGACAUGUGGACUCGCACUUCGCGCUACGGGCUGGUUUUCUCCUGUGCUGCCUGUGCAUCGUGCACAUCGUACGCAUUCGGUCCCUCGAGCAUCUUUGACAACGUCGUCUCCAUGUCACGCAUUGGUGUGCAUAAUAUCGGCUCUUAAGUUCCUACAUGCGUCACGCGGCGAGAGAGGGAGCGUCCGAGAGAGAAAGAGAGAGGUACUGGAUGGCGCAAGCACACCCCGAAGGAUCCGAAGAAUGAUGUGUAUGGCGGUGGUGCGUUCGAAUGGGCUACACGGCACUGACGCCAGUGUCCUAGAUCCCUUGUUGCCAUUGCAACGACGAUCAUUUUUAAUUACAUUUUCGUGUGACUGCGGGGUAAAAAACGUUCGGCCUCAGACUGUGGUGGUGACCGGGGAACACUUGUCGACUGUGACACUGGAC